AUGUGGCCGGGAAGCACCAUGGUCCCUCCCGAAGCCACCAGCCCAGAUGCCGGUAUCUCUGCCACUCCAGACAGACCAAAAUUAGAACAAAGCUCAGAGAAACCCGACGACUUGAAAAUAAUGACUGGGACCAGAGACACACGCCCCACUAAAGAGCAAAAUGAACGGGAGAAUUCUGAAGCGACGAGCAAAAAGUCGCUUUCCUUCAAGCUCGCCUUCAUAGGGCUCGCAGCGAGUCUUUUUGUAUUCCAGUUGGAUGCAACAUGCCUGGGCAUCGCCCUCCCAACCAUUGCUGGUGACCUGAAGGCUUCCAAUUUAGAGUCAUUCUGGGCAAAUUUAGCCUAUACUCUUUGUGGUUUGGUAAUGCAGCCAGUGUGGGCCAGCAUCUCCAACGGGUUCGGCCGGAAACCACCUCUUUACGUAUCAAUGGGAUUGUUCUUCAUCGGUUCCAUCGUUUUUGCCAUGGCGCAAAAUAUGAACACCAUCAUUGCGGGGAGGGUCCUCCAGGGUUUGGGUGGUGGAGGAAUUGACGUUCUAGCGAUGGUGAUUCUCGCGGAUAUGACAACACUAGAGGAACGCUCGAAAUAUUUGGGCUUAAUGGCAGUUCCAUCGGCUGUUGGUAAUAUCAUGGGUCCUAUCGUUGGGGCGCUUUUCGCUACGUAUGCCUCCUGGAGGUGGAUCGGAUGGGUCAACCUGCCAUUGCUUGGAAUAGGGACACCCAUGAUUAUCUUCUUCCUCAAACUUCGGCCUAUCCCGCUCGAUAGCACUCUGGCUGGAAACUUAAAGCGUCUCGACUGGGUUGGCAUGGCGCUCCUGAUCAUCGGAAUCUCCAUAUUUGUUAUACCCCUGAGUUGGGCGGGCUCCUUAUAUCCAUGGCCCUCUUGGCAGACUCUCCUUCCAAUGUUCUUGGGAGUUGUGGUGCUCGUCAUCCUCGGAUUCUACGAGGCAAAGCCUUCCAAUCCCAUUAUUCCUCAUCGCAUUUUCCAUUCGAAGACCGGAAACAUCACUCUAGUAGGAGGGUUCCUCCAUGGUAUGGUGCUAGUCUCCGUCUUACAAUACUUGCCCUUGCUCUACCAAUCAGUAGAGCUCCAAAGCGCAAUAAUCUCCGCUGUCUCUCUACUGCCCACCACUAUUAUCAGCGUGUCAGUAGCAGCAGUCUCAAUGAUGAUGGUACCGUUGUUUGGAGGCUAUGCGUGGCUCCUGCGACUUGCGUGGGUCAUCCUUACUCUAGGAUCCGGCUUACUAGCGCUAUUUGAUGUAGAGUCAUCAGCGUCUAUGUGCUACGGUCUUCCCAUUCUAUGGGGUCAAGGUGUUGCACUUCUACGUCUUAACAUUCUUCCUAUGCAAGCGAGCGUCAAGAAUGUUAAUGACACAAGUUUAGCUAUCGCGCAGUUUCAAACUAUUCGCUUGUUUGGUGGUCUUGUCGGACUCACUAUCUCCUCCUCCAUCUUCAACAACGUUUUCUCGAAGACUAUUACUCAUACUACAGUUCAGCUGACGGGAGCAUUAGCGCCUCUGACAGAUGCAUCCAAUGCUGUGAGCUUCAUUGACUCGUUGAGAUCGAUACAGAUCUCCAUGUCAACGUUGAACCAGGUAUUAGGUGUCUAUCUACAGUGUUUCCGUGUUAUAUUUUAUGUGAUGACCGGACUGAGCGCUCUGGGCUUGGUGACCUCGGUGUUUCUGGAUGAAAUAAACCUAAAGGGCAGGGAGCUCGGGAACCAGCGCUUUGAGGACUAA
Molecule: messenger RNA, 1737 nt
Organism: Penicillium griseofulvum
Lineage: Eukaryota; Fungi; Ascomycota; Eurotiomycetes; Eurotiales; Aspergillaceae
Product: MFS-type transporter sphD
Exons: 2
Coding region: 1-1737 (578 amino acids)
Biological process (GO): transmembrane transport
Molecular function (GO): transmembrane transporter activity
Source: RefSeq, a predicted model, not a curated record